AUGAACAACUUUGACAUUAGCUUCUUGGUUGUCGUGAAAAAUGGUGAAGUUAUAUCGAGAUACUACAAGAGUGAAAUAGGUCACUACGGGGCGACCGGAAGGGUUACCGGAAGACCUGGCAAGGCCAUCAAGCCAGAAGUGUUUGAGCAACUCGUGCAAGGCAUUGUGAUUCCGAAAGUAGUGCAUGUGGACGGUAACAAGGUGACCAAAGUGUCUACGAAUCUGAUAGAGGACUACGAGUGUUACUACGGCACAGCGAAGAAUGGGGACGUUCUCGUGGCGUUCACUGAGAAGGAGGUGCCUAAGAUUCUGCCGUUGCGAAUUCUAACGGAGCUCAAGGCUCUGGAUAACGACACGGACGGGAAACUGGCGCGGAACGUCGCAACUGUGAUACAGCAAUUCAAAGAAGAACUAAUGUCGUACCAUGACCCGGGGGUCGCCGAGGCAACCGAACAGGAUCUGCAGGACAUCAUCCAGGUGAUGAACGACAAUAUCGACAAGUUUCUGCAGCGACAAGAAUUGGUCUCGUCGCUUGUAGAUCGCACUUCACAGCUGAACCAGUCUAGCUACAAUUUUAAGCGGAAAGCGGUACGGAUCAAGAGGCGAAUGUGGUGGCAGAACGUGAAGCUGACGGUCACAAUCGUGGUUGUCGUGGUGAUCUUGACUGCCAUCAUUGUGGCAAUUGCACAUUUUUUGUGA
Molecule: messenger RNA, 699 nt
Organism: Lachancea mirantina
Lineage: Eukaryota; Fungi; Ascomycota; Saccharomycetes; Saccharomycetales; Saccharomycetaceae
Source: the annotation of a GenBank genome assembly